Messenger RNA from Fusarium poae, 201 nucleotides. RefSeq lists its product as uncharacterized. Bases 1 to 201 code for a protein of 66 amino acids. The transcript is spliced from 3 exons. The record is from RefSeq and is a predicted model, not a curated record. Lineage: Eukaryota; Fungi; Ascomycota; Sordariomycetes; Hypocreales; Nectriaceae.
AUGGUGCGCUCUCUUUGCUUCCAGUGGUUUCCUUUCCCCGGCCUCUGCUGCAUCUCUAGGCUAUGGCAACGUGCGGAAUGCACGAACUGGAUUUUACAAGAAAGCCAAGAUAUUAUUCGAUAUUGGAUCAGAAUCCUCACCGGUAAUACUGGGGCAGAGUGCUCUUCUUCUUUCUUUCCAAACAUAUUCGCCCAGAAUUAA